This is a messenger RNA of Magallana angulata, 3992 nucleotides long. RefSeq lists its product as uncharacterized. Lineage: Eukaryota; Metazoa; Mollusca; Bivalvia; Ostreida; Ostreidae. The record is from RefSeq and is a predicted model, not a curated record. The coding region runs from base 152 to 1294 and encodes 380 amino acids. The transcript has 4 exons.
UCUAUUCUCUUCUUAUGUCCAGGAAUUGUUGAGAAAACUUCAGGAAUCUAAUCAAGAAUUUUUACAUUACUUUCAGAAUUUUUACCUGAGCAGAAAAGAAAUUUGGGCAAAAUGUUUUCGAAGUGGGGAAUUUGGAAAUGUUCAUACAAAUAUGUUUGUAGAAAGUUUUCACAAUCAACUUAAAACUAUAUAUUUUGAAGGAAAACGCAAUAGACGGAUUGAUGUUUUGGUUGAUACCCUCUUACAAAUUGAAAAAAAUCUGUUCAUGACAAGACUUCGUCGUUUAAGUUAUAAUUUGCCCUCUGGUGAAAAUAUUAAUAAUUUUAAUCGUCAUCAGAGAAGUUUAGAAAUUGAUGAUUCCUGUAUUUUUCAAAUCAGUGACUUUUUUUUUACAGUUACUUCAUUUGAUUCAACGUAUGACAUAAAGAAACUAGUUGACAUAUGCAGUGAGAAGUAUUGCUUCAACAAGUGUAAAACAUUUCCUUGCAUCGACCUUUGUAAACAUCUUUUUUCAUGCUCCUGUCUGGAUUACAAAAAUGGUCAUGUUUGUAAACAUUUGCACAAAAUACAUGCAUUUGCCAACCUUAAUUCACAUAAAGAUCAUCCAUCUAAUGCCAAUACAGACUUUUCGUCAAAACAAUAUGCAAGUAGCAGGGACACUGAUUCUUCAACAUCUACACGUGAUUGUACUGAACUAAAGAUACAGCACAUUGAACAGAAAUUAAACACAAUAGCUGAAAAGAUUAAAAACAACCCAUCAGUUCAAAACCACAGACUAGACAAUAUUUUAAGUGCAUUAGACCAUAUUAUUGCAGCAAAUGAGGGUAGCAAUCAAAUACACAAUUCUAUGAAAGAUUUCAAAAAGACAGAGAAAAUUUCUUCUAAUGCUAAGAAUUUGUUGCAGCCUAGAUUUAGACCAACUGUCAAAAAGCCUGGUCGGAUCCCAAAACCCCGUCUAAGAAAACCAACAGAGGAAGAAAUGAGGAACCUUCUUCCUAAUGUCUCUGGAUCAUCUCAAGACUCCACAGUGCCAGUUUCGUUGCCAGGACCAUAUGUGGCUCCGUAUCCUCCCCUGAGACUGGUUCCACCGACAACCAAUACACUUCCUACACAACCUGCACCACAGCAAAGUGUAUUCAGUGUUGAAACUGGUUUGGGGCAGCCAACAUGGAUGAGAGUGCCUCCCUCUAUGCUUGGUAGGAGGAUUGUAACCACCAUCAAUGGCAAGAAACAGGUCAUUGUGUUCACAAGAGAAGACCAAAGAAAUGAUCCUGCAGACAAAGAUGGGGUGUGAAUUGGGAUAAAAUGAAGAGUCUUGUAGUUUGAUUUUCAAUACAUCAAUUUCUGUUUUCAGGGUGGAUAAAUUCAUAAGGAUAAGUUUCUUGCAGAGAAUGAUAGUAGGACAGCAAGUCAGUCCUGUAGUAGGCUGGCAAGGGUGAAAGGACAGUGUUCAUCUGAGGUCCUAGGCCCCUGUUCUGCUUCAUUCUCUGAUUGGUUUUAGUUCAUAAGUUUGGAUUUGGAUUAGGAUAAGUUUCUUGCAGUGGAUGAUAGCAAGUGGAUGAUAGAACAGCAAGUUAAUCCUUAGUAGGCUGGCAAGGUUGAAAGGACAGUGUCUAUCUGAAGUCAUUCUUUUAUUAAUAGUUUUUGCUUUGUGUUUAAUAGAAACUUGGUAGUCUAGUCUUCAGAAAUGUUGUUGUUUUUUAGAGUUAUUGUUCAUUUUGCUAGUUGUUUUUUGUUUGAAUUAAUUUAUGGUUCUAUAUUUUAAUAUAUUAACUUUAAACCAAGUACUUUGCAUGUACAGGUAUUAUAAAUAUUAAUGAGACAAGUGAGUGACUUUUAGAAGUUAGUAUUUACUGUCAGAUUUCACAGUUCUUUUCUCCAUGUUAAAAUCAAAUAUUUGCAAUGGAUCAUUCUUAUCCAAUUAAAUGCGAAUAAUAAAUUAUGCAUUCAGUACCUUUUAUUCAAAUUCUUUUGUCUUGUUUGGUCAAAUUGAAUGCUUGAUAUAUCACUAGUACAUGUACUUGAUUUAAGGUUAUUUCUUUCAUUUUUUUUUUGCAUGCUUUUUUUCCUGAACCAUUGAUAGGCCCUUUGUUUUCUAAAAGUUUCAGUAUCAUUUCAUAUUUAUUUGAUGUACAUUGCAUUUGGUAUAUUUAAGAAAUAAACAGCAAUGUUAAAAAGUUCACUGGGAUAUAAAGUUAGUUGGUAACAUGAUUAAAUCUUAGAAGCCCAUCAGGCUUCACAGGAUUUGAUCAUGUGACCAACCAACUUCAUAUCCCAGUGAACUUUUUAACAUUGCUGUUGAUUACAUAUAUUUACAUUUGAGAAAGACAAAUCGUUCAGAACUAUUAAUAUUACCUAGAUUUUAUGUUUACAAUAAUCCAACUGAUAAGCGAUAAGCGCGUGCUAUGAUCAUUGCGAUGUCACAAAAACGUUCAUACAGAAUUGAACGUUUUCGCUAUUCUAUAGAUUCAUAUAAGGAAACAUAUUUGCAAAUGUAAAUAUAUAAAUAUAUCCAAUUAUUUUUAUGAUGAUCUUAUUUUUAGCUUUUUGUAAUAACUUUCACAGCAUAAAAAAUUAGAAUAAGCAAAAAUUAUAUAUUUUUAUAUUGUUUGUAAUUAAAAUUGCAAUAAUGACUCAAAAAGUUCCAAAUUUACCCAUAUUAUUAUUAUUUUUUUUUUUUGCAUAUUGUGUGACACACAAAUAAAAUUGACGUAUGGUAUUGCCUGUUUAUCUAUUGUUUCAAGUUCUUUGAAAUUCUUUGGAAAGUUAAUGCACAUAAUUAUCUUUAUGAUGUUUCUGUAUAUUUAACAUAACACAAAUCCAUGGUGAAAACAACUUCUGUACAUACAUAUCAUUUCCAUUUCCUUUUUUUUUCAAUUCAUUUCACUGUACUAAAUUUAGUAACAUUUCUAAAAAAAAAAAUUCUUUAUAUAUCAAUAUGUAUAUACAUGUUUAUGUAAAAGUCUUUAUACAGUGAAUCAUGCUAAAUUUUAUGAAUAUUUGAUAAGCUUCCAAACCAGCAGCCAUGAUUAGAAACUUUCCUAAUAUUGGUCGAGAACAUUUUCUUUCAGUUGUUUUUUUUAUAAGGGCCGAAACCUUCUUGGUGCUUUUUCUGAAAUUUUUUGGUAUAAUAUUGAUACGUAUACUAGUAAUUUAAAGAAAAUUUUGUGAUAAAAGAACAAUAUAUAUUUCAAAUUUAUUUAAUCAAUUUUGCACCAAGAAGGUAUCAGGUUAUAAAUAUGUUCUCUUACCUGACUGAUGAGGCCCAAAGAGAACAUUUAAUUAAGUAUCAGUAUGUAAUACAUGUAUAUCAGUACAUGUACCGGGUAUUUGUAAUUUACAGAGAAUUAAGAAAUAUCAACUAAAUAUAUUUUUUUCCAUCAGCUUACUUGAAAUUAAGCUCAAUGAUUAUACAAUUUAGUCUGCAGGGAGUUACAUUAAAUCAAAAUCUAGCUCAUAAGGUUUCUAAUUCACCAUUAAGAUUUGCCAAUUUCUAGUAGGGUAUGUUGACCGUGUUCAAUUUAUUUUUGUAAUCAGAUAUUCUGCACAGCACAGCCAAUGCAUUAAGUUGCCUAUAUCACAAUCAGACUAAAGCAGAAAAGUAUCAAUCCACCUGUUGUUGUGUUUGAAUAAUAUAACUCGGCAUGAAAGACAUUUUAAUCUUCUCGAUGUAAUAUUUAUAUUUUAUUUUACACUGCAAUAUCUUUAAUAAUGAGUAGAAGGUGUAAGAUAUUAAAUGAAAUUGGGGGAGAGGGUCAGUGGCGAUUGGUCUUAUGGGGAAUAUGCAUUGACCUGUAAAAAAAAAUGUAAUACCUGGCAUAUCUAGCAGGCAAACUAAGUGCACCAGAGGGAUGAGCAAGUAGGCUUUACUGAAUUCAAACUUAAUGGAUUGUUUUCAAUUUAAAAGUACAUUAUCUUGUGUAAGAGCCAAAAAAAACCCCAAAAGGAUUACAUAACAAAACUUUUUUAAGUUUGAAGCUGUUAACAUUUUU